AUGGGCCUCCUGCCGCCGCAGCCUCCGGCCGGUGGUGGCGACGAGUGCACGGUGCGCGAGCAAGACCGGUUCAUGCCCAUCGCAAACGUGAUACGCAUCAUGCGCCGGAUCCUUCCCCCGCACGCCAAGAUAUCCGACGACGCAAAGGAGACGAUCCAGGAAUGCGUGUCGGAGUACAUAAGCUUCAUCACCAGCGAGGCCAACGACCGGUGCCAGCGAGAGCAGCGCAAGACCAUCACGGCCGAGGACGUCCUCUGGGCCAUGUCCAAGCUCGGUUUCGACGACUACAUCGAGCCCCUCACCGUAUACCUCCACCGCUACCGUGAGCUCGACGGAGCUGACCGCGGCGGAUCCUUCCCUCUACCUCUCGUCAAACGGGGCCCACCAGACCAACACCCGGGAUUCCACCCUCAACCGAUGCCCUUCCACCAUGGCUUCUUUGGAGGCCCGCCCGUGAGCUUUGGCUUCUUCAAGGAAAACGGGAGCGUUGGGCCGUCAUCACAGGCGGCAGAGUUUAAGGAGCACAACAAGUUGUGA
Molecule: messenger RNA, 537 nt
Organism: Striga hermonthica
Lineage: Eukaryota; Viridiplantae; Streptophyta; Magnoliopsida; Lamiales; Orobanchaceae
Source: the annotation of a GenBank genome assembly